Messenger RNA from Bactrocera oleae (olive fruit fly), 2094 nucleotides. Lineage: Eukaryota; Metazoa; Arthropoda; Insecta; Diptera; Tephritidae. The record is from RefSeq and is a predicted model, not a curated record.
CAUGCCGCUGAUAGACGUCGGUUUUGAAAUACAGUGCACUCAAUAUUUAUAUGUUACUUUCAAAAGAAAGCCAUAUACCUACAUACGCAUAUGUACUAAAUAUUAGGUUGUUAAGAAAAUGAACUCCUUAAGGAAUAUCGCAGUUCCAUUUGCUUUAAAUUUUAUUACUUACGGUGCAGUUUCUGGAGGUAAGACUUGUGAAUUGUAGAACCAUUAAGCUCUGAGCUCUCACAGCCAUCAAUGCCUUAUCACCAAUUUGUAUGUAUUUGACCUAUAACAAACAGCAGGCGUUCACAGACAUCGGUAUGUGAAAGACAAUAUAAUAUAAACGGGUUAUGGAGCUUGCCAAACGCCAAAUGGCAAAAUCGGCGAAUGUAUUUUAAUACAAAAAUGCACUGAACUAUAUAACAUGGCCGUUAAACCUAAUUUAGAAGAAGUGGAUAUAACAUUUUUAAGGCAGAGCAGAUGCGGUUCACUUGGUAAAAAUAUUCUGGUUUGCUGUCUUAAGCCAGUAAGUGGAAAUCUAGAUCACUGCGAAACUCCGAAUGGCAAAAACGGACAUUGCAAAUCUAUAUUUGAAUGUGGUUCAUUAUUACCAUUAGUUAAAGACAAUUUAUCGGCAAGGGAGAGAAAUUUCUUGGCCAAAAGCGUGUGUGGACAAGGCAAUCGACAGGUGUGCUGCCCCGAUCCACCCACCAAUACUCGUGGAGAUUUACCUUUGCCACCGAGCUGUGGAAAUAUUCCACUAAAAGAACGAAUUUUUGGUGGAUCUGCGACAGAUAUUGAUGAAUUCCCAUGGACAGCUUUGCUUAUAUACGCUAAAGGGAGCGGUGGCGAAGGUCUUCACUGCGGUGCUAGUCUCAUUAACGACCGCUACGUUUUAACGGCAGGACAUUGUGUUAGCAAGCGUGUACUCCCUGCACAUUGGCGCUUAACUGGAGUUCGUUUGGGUGAAUGGGACUUAGAGACACAAAACGAUUGCAAAUUUGAUAGCAAGGGCAAUAAACUCUGUUCGAGUCCACAUAUCAAUUUAAAUAUUGAGGAAGAAAUAUGCCAUCCACUAUACGAUGUUAGAACCCAAACAUAUGAUAUAGCCUUACUGCGUCUUCAAGAAAGAGUCAAUUUCAAUGCUUUCACCAGUCCUAUUUGUUUGCCGAUAACCACAAACUCUUCGGCAAGUAAUUAUGAAGGCGUUACUAUGGAUAUUGCUGGUUGGGGUGCAACAGAAACAUCCAAUAGUAGCCAAAAGAAAUUAAAAGCGUUGGUGAGAGGUGAAAAUCUGGAAAAGUGCAAAGCAAAAUACCGUACUUACACUAGAAUCGAGUUAGGCAACAGUCAAAUGUGUGCGGGCGGUGAGAAAAGUAUUGACACGUGUCGCGGUGACUCUGGAGGACCACUAAUGUUUGCUCAAUCUGUUAAUGGAAGAGAAGCAUACUUUUUGGUUGGUGUAGUUUCGUUUGGUCCCUCACCGUGUGGACAAGAGGGCUUCCCCGGUGUUUACACCCGUGUAGAUGCUUUCAUUAGUUGGAUACAAAACACUAUUAGAACGUAAAGAGUUUCCUUGCUUUUAACCAGACAGAAAAUAACAGUUAUUGCUUUAUUUUUUAUUAAAAAAAUUAUUAUGAAAGAAAGGUCGGAUAUAUAUGACGUAAAAAUAAAAAAAUUUAUGUUUUGAUUUUUUUUUCACUUACAAAAUAAGAAUUAUUUCAUAACUUCUAUUUAUUUCUCACAGAUGAAUAGAUAUGCGGUGAGUUUUUUGUUUUUCCUUAACAAAUAAUACUAAGCUAAGUUAUUAUUUGAUAGGGCAAAACAAAAACAAACUUACUCUUCAACUCUUAUAGCAAAAGAGUUAAAUAAAACUCAUUCAUUAUUCUAUGAGCAAUAAAUAAAAGCUAUGAAAUAACUCUUAUUUAGCAAAAUAUAAAAAUAUAACGAUUAUUUUGUCAGGAAAAAAUAUAAAUUGAACAAUAAUUAUUAAACUGGAUUUAUUCCCCAUUUACACAUAGCUGUUAUGAUCUUCCUUUUUAACUCUUCUUAAUACAUAUGUGUCUGAAAAACAAAAAAAUAUGUGUUUUUUUUUACAUCGAUAUAUAU